GUGCCUCGUCUUCCGGCAAUCAGAAGAGGAAGAAGCUCUCUGAAUUUCCUGCUGCUGUUCUCAGACUGACCGAUCAUCCUCGGACAUGGCGUCCUGCACACGGAGCAUAUGGAAAGGUUAGGUGUUAAAUAAUUGUACCUGUUAACCCGAAGUGUAUGUGACGUUGAAGAGUCCUGUUAUUUUAAUCAAUGAAGGCUUCUAUGUGGAAAUUUCGAACGAAGUUUCAGUUUAAGCGUUAGAUUGGCAUGAAUGUUAGCACGAAUUUUAGCAUGGAUGCUAAACCAUCCUCGUUCUGCUGACUGUAAACUCAGUAGGAAAAGACAGCGUUAGUGUUUGAUGGAUUCUCUGUAGUAUUGAUUUUGGGUAAUUUGAUUAUUUCUCCUCUAAAUGUUGAUCAAUCUGAGAGGAUCAUUUGUCCUCUGAGAGGAUCUGAGAUUUACAAUCUUGAAAACUUAAAAACUUAUUUUAUCAGUGACAGACAGCUAAUUCUGUUAUUGACUUCUCUGUGUUUGAUUCUUGUUUUUGAUUCCUUUUGUGUUUGGCCUUUUUUUUUAACCCCCUUUAUUGUCUCUUUUGAUUUUGACUAGUUUGUAUUUGACUCCUUUGUUUUUUAUUCUUGUGUUCGAGUCUUGUUUUUGACUCCUGUAUGGUGUUGUUGGAUGAUAAAAGUUUGAAGAAAAACAAUGCAGGGCUCUCAAGUCUCACGCAUUCAGCGUGUGACACACGCAUUCCCACCCGUUCACACGCUCACACGCCACACAUUGUAUUUCUCACGCAUUUAAAUGAACAUGGUGAUGUCCACCAAGUUGCACCUCUUAAACUAUGGAACAGGUAGGAAUCAACUGAGUUCCUCCGAGAGUUCAGAAGCUGCGUGCCACGCGCAAGCCAAUCAAAUAAAGUAUAUCUACUGAACAGCCAAUAAAAAAGCAGCAUUGCUGUAUCCGAGUAGAUUUUGAUAUCUUUCGGUUUGACUACAGAAGAAGACAGACACUCGCCGUAAUAGAGCAGGUUUUUAUAAGGACGAGAUAGACCCGAUGAUUACAGUAAGUCAGUAACCUACAUAUGCAGAGACCUCAACACCUCAUGGCAUAUAAACUCAUAUGAUAAACUAAAGCCCUAUGCUAUUGCUAUUAACAGCUGUAUUGACGGAUUUAGUCUCUGUACAGCCAUUUCCAGCCAUUUUCCCCUCCACAGAAGCAGCAUUUCUCAUAUAUCUCAAAUAUAAGUUCUGAUACUCAUGACAGUGUAAUGCUCAUGUACCAAAGGAUUAAGUAUUGAAUUGUACUUAAGUAUCUCCAUGUUUGUGAAACCUAUACUAAAGUACAAUUCAUCUAAAUGCUCCACAGUGCUGAUUUUAACAACUCUCCUUCACAACAGGUAACUUUACGACUUAAUACUGAUAUUAAUGACUUUAUUCUCCCAAAUAAUAACUUUAUUCUUUAAUAUUUAAAAACGUUUUUUUUUUCUAAUUGUGCCCCUUAUAUUCCGUUGUAUUUAAGAGAUAAUUAUACCAAUAGUUAUCUUCAACCCCCCCCCCCCCCAGGAAAUCUCACUCUAAGCUUAGUUCAAAACUUGAGAGCCCUGACAAUGUUCUUGGUAAUCUAACAGUUAAUUUUAGGUUCAUUCAUCAGACACUUUUAUCCAAAGGUGCAUUUAUCUGAGAGCAAAAAUAAUAAGAGUAAGAACUGGACUAAAGAAAACCACCUCAGUAAGAAGCAGAACCUGCAGCAAGUGUAACUGGGCCAGGUGUUGUCAGGUUGUAAAUGAAGUCAUGUUUUUUUUAAUGUAUGUUUUUUUUAAAAUAAUUUUUCAAAAUUUAAUUUUUUUAAAAGCGUCAGUUGAUUGACCAAAGUGAAUCACCAACUAAAAGAAAUUGAGCUUAGGACUGGUGGAAGGCCUCUCCAGGCCAAAUUCUGGAGGUAGUCUCCAAUAAAUCGCUCUGUGUGGGGUGAGGAGGGAUCCCUUGGGGGUAGGGAUGGGUGAUAUUGGCAAAAAAAAUUAUCAUGUUAAGUUUUCACAAUGGAGAGGUAACUCACAUCUAUAAUUCAGGACAGGUGUGUCAGAGAGCAAGGGAUCCAGUAAUUCAAACAAAGGGAAAACACCUGCACACUGUCCAACUUGCACAAAAAGGAACAAUUUAUUGCUGCAGUGUUUCUGUACUAGACCUUCAUUAUGCAAACCCUGUGUCUUUUUCAGCAAGUUGGACAGUGUGUGGGUGUUUUCCCUUUACUAUGAUAAGUAUUGCCAUUCUGGCGAUAACGAUAAAAGACACAAUAAAAAAAUGUAAUACUUAUGUUUUUGACUCAUUCUGUCUUUAAUAACCCACAGACAUUUUUCUUGGAUGGCACUUACCAGUUGGCAUAGUCAAAUAAAACACUUAAUCACAAGUUUCAGUAGGUAGGUCAUGGAGUUUAGGUAGGUUAUGGAGAAAACUAGUGACAUCAAGAACUCUUAUCGUACAGAGUGACCAGUAGCAGCAGAUGCACUGUCAGGCACACCUGACUGCACUCGUCUAAGCCCCAAUCUUGAAGGAAAGGUUAUCAUAUUUAUCAUGAGAUGGCAAAUAUUCAUUGUGGAGGAUUUUUCUGAUGAUUAACCAGGAACGAUAAUUUUGCAGUUUGGACAUAUUUCAUUAUAUCUGAGAACCACGGAUAGUAAUUUGCAUGCCAUGUAAUGCUAAAACUUCAAGAGGGGGUGCAUCAGCAAAGAGUUUCUUCACUUAACGUUAAAUUUAUCACCUGAAAUCCACACAUUCUGAUCGCCAUUCUGAAUAUGAGAAAAACGCGACACAGAAAAGGAAAAUUCCCCGAGCACGCCCACUCCGUCUGUUGCGGAUGUUGCAGCCAAAUACACAGGCUGAUGCUGGGGAAAGUGUCACUUCUCACUUUUAUUCAUAACUUUUACAGAAAUCAACAUUGCACUCUUGCUUGAAAGCAAACACAGUGAUGUUUUUUCUUCUAGCCAUGUCUCCACCGUUCACAACACUUCUUCUCUUAGAACUUUUACUCGCGGGUGCCAUCUGAAGGUGUAAAGAACACAGAACAUGCAACACAUUGACUCAAAAACCCCUCAAAACCCACAUUCUAGUUGCGUAAAUUUAUAUUAAUCUGAUAUUUCAAAUUGAUUAAUAUUAAUUCAGUAUUAAUUUAUGCAAUUGCAAGGCCUUGAUUUUAGUGAGGUUAGUACACAGUCAGCCAUAAAUGCAAUGGUACUAACAAUUAGCAUAAUUUCUUUUGUUGUUUAGGUUUAAACUUCAUCACCAGAGUCUCCCUCAUUAACACACCUGUCUCCUCUCAUCCACACAGACACACUUGUGUUCACCAAUCUACAGCUUUCACAGCAGCUUAUUACACCACACCACUGUUUAAUGGAGAUCUGACAUAAAAUAAUGGGGGGAACAUGACCUCAAAAAAAGGGGGGGGGGGUCUGCUCUAGAGCAACACUGGAAAAACCAAGGAGCUGGUGGUAGAUUUCUGCAGGCACAGACCCACACCAGUGAACAUUCAGGGAAAGGACAUUGAGAUUGUGGACUCCUACAAGUACUUGGGUGAUUGUCUGAACAAUAAAUUGGACUGGACUGACAACACUAACUCACUUUACAGGACAGGCCAAAGUAGACUUCACCUACUGAGGAAACCGAGGUCCUUAAGGGUGCAAGGAGCACUUCUGAGGUCCUUUCCUGACUGUGGUGGCAUCAGCCAUCUUCUAUGGAGUGGUCUGUUGGAGCAGCAGCAUCAGGACUGCAGACAGGGACAAACUGAACAAACUAGUGAGGAAGGCUGGCUCUGUCGUGGGCUGUCCUCUAGACCCUGUCAAGGUGGUAGGGGACAAGAGGGUUAUGGCUGAGCUGUCAUCUUUAAUGGACAAUGUUUCCCACCCCCUGCAGAGCACUGUAACAGCACUGGGCAGCUCCUUCAGUGACAGGCUUCUUCACCUGUGGUGUGUUACAAAGAGAUACCACAAGUCCUUCCCUCCCUCUUCUGUCAGACUGUUUAACCAGGCUUGAUCCCAGUAAUCCAGGUUUUUUUUUAGUUACAGAGAGUAACAAUGCUUCCUCUGUGUGCAAAGUUGACAGGUUUUUAUGAGUGUGACCCCUCAGACUCAGUUCUGCUGCUCGUCCUACACAUACAUGUUAAGUCUCCAUUUAAAAGGGAAGUAAACAGGAUUUACAACAGUACCAGAUUUAUUACUAAGCUGCAUUGUUACAAUAAAGAAAUAAACUAAUACUGCAAUAAAUCUGUUUUUUUUUCUCCAAUGUUUUUCAGUCUUAUCAGGAUGUCAGAGGCAACUGUCAGCCAGGCGCCCCACCCACACAGGUGUGUUACCUGUCAGGACCUUUACCUCCAUGAAGUGAGUUCACAAACUUUUAUUAAAAACAUGAAAUUGGUGAAAUGUUUUAGGAGCAGAGUUUCCCCUACAUGCAGUCGAUCGUGGCACACCGCCAUGACUAAGUAAAAGCUGCCACACCUUUGAAAAUUAGUUUUUUUUUUCUGAUGUGGCUCUAACUCCGACUCAUGUAUCAGUAUGUGCACCAUGGAGCACGCAUGCUGAAUAUUAGCAUCAUUAUCGAGGUGAUCAGAGCUGUUUAAGUACCCCCUCACUCCCCAAAUCACACACCAACACAUAAAGAUUCCUGUCCUGGGAAAAACACUGAGGUGAAUUUCUUACACUGUACAGGAUUUUUCUUUGAACACCUAAAGAUUUAUAAAACCCAAUUCCAUUGAAGUUGGGAAAUUGUGAUAAACAAAUAAAAACAGAAUACAAUGAUUUGCAAAUCCUUUUCAACCUAUAUUCAAUUGAAUACACAACAAAGACAAGAUAUUUAAUGUUCAAACCCAUAAACCUAAUUUUUCUGCAAAUAAUAAUUAAGAAUUUCAUGGCUGCAACACGUGACAAAGAAGUUGGGAAAGGUGGCAAAAAAUACUACGAAAUUUGAGGAAUGCUCAUCAAACACCUAUUUGGAACAUCCCACAGGUGAGCAGGCUAAUUGGGAACAGGUGGGUGCCAUGAUUGGGUAUAAAAGCAGCUUCCCCAAAAAUUCUCAGUCAUUCACAAGCAAGGAUGGGGUGAGGUUCACCACUUUGUAAACAACUGUGUGAGCAAAUACACUGUGCGCACAAUUAUUUGGCAAGUUGUAUUUUUGAGAAUAAAUUUUAUUUUUGAACAACUACAGUGCUCUCGGUCAAUCCAAAAUGUUAAUAAACCUCAAACCUUAAUAUUCAAGGGAGUAAAAGUGAGAUUUUUACUUCCUUAGGAGAAUAUCUAUGUGUGCACAAUUAUUGGGGGCAGCUAUUAGUGUGCAGAAUUAUUAUGCAACUAAAUUAAAAAUGAAAAAUUUUCCAUCUCACUUGUUUAUUUUCACUUGUUAAAGUGAGAAUGAUAAACAAACAACUCAAUUUACAAAUAAAAAAUGUUGAAAUUUAAAAAAAAAAAUCUGUGACCAAUAUAGCCACCCUUCUUUUCAUUAACAGUCAUAAGCUUUCCAUUCAUGGAGUCUUUCAGUUUCUUGAUCUGUUGACGAUCAACUUUUUGUGUUGCAGUAACCAAAGCCUUCCAGACACUGUUCAGAGAGGUGUACUGUCUCUCUUCACUGUAAAUUUCCCGUUUAAGAAGGGCUCACAAGUUCUCAACAGGGUUUAGGUCAGGUGAAGAAGGAGGCCACGUCAUUAUUCUUUCGUUUUUAAGGCCUUUACUGGCGAGCCACAUAGUGGAGUACUUUGUUGCAUGCAAUGGAGCAUUGUCCUGCAUAAAAAUCAUGGUUUUCUUGAAAGAUGCAGACUUUUGCCUGUACCACUGCUUGAAGAAAGUGUCUUCUCAAAACUGGCAUUGGAUUUGGGAGUUGAUUUUAAGUCCAUCUUUAACCCAAAAGGUCCAGCUAGCUCAUGUUUAAUAAUACCAGCCCAUACCAGUACCCCGCCUCCACCUUGCUGGUGUCUGAUUCGAAGUGGAGCUCUGUGCCCAUUACUGAUCCAGCCACUGGCCCAUCCAUCUGGUCCGUCAAGAGUCACUCUCAUCCCAUCAGUCCAUAAAACCUUUGAAAAAUCUCUCUUCAGGUAUUUCUUGGCCCAGUCUUGACGUUUUAACCUGUGUCUUGUUCAGUGGUGGUCAGAUUUCAGCCUUCCUUACUUUGGCCAUGUCUCUGAGCACUGAACACCUUGUACUUCUGGGCACUCCAGGUAGGUUGCAGUUCUGGAAUAUGACAGCACCGGAGGAUAAGCGGUUCCUGGUAGCUUUACUUUUGAGUCUUCUCAAAUCUUUGGCAGUUAAUUUGCAUCUUUUUUUCUUAACACAUUUCUUGCGACCCUGUUGACUAUUUGCAUCAAAAUGUUUGCUGAUUCUGUAAUCACGCCCAAAUAUCUAAGCAAUUUCAGGAGUGCUGCAUCCCUCUGAAAGACUUUUUACAUUUUUUGACUUUUCAGAGUCACUUAAAUCUCUUUUUUGGCCCAUUUUACCUGAGGAAAAGAAGCUGCCUAAUAAUUAUGCACACCUUGAUUUAGGGUUUUGAUAUCCUUAGGCCCCAGCCUCCCUCAUUACACUAAUACACAUUACCUGAUAUGCUUAUAUCUAAUAAGCAUUCAAGUUUAUACAGCUUGGAGUUGGAAAAUAUGCAUAAAAAUGAUGAUAUGAUUAAAAUACUCACUUGCCUAAUAAUUGUGCACACAGUGUAGUCGAACAGUUUAAGAACAACGUUUCUCAAAGUACAAUUGCAAGAAAUUUAGGGAUUUCAACAUCUACGGUCCAUAAUAUCAUCUAAAGGUUUAGAGAAUCUGGAGAAAUCACUGCACGUAGGUGGCACGGCUGGAAACCAACAUUGAAUGCUCAUAACCUUCGAUCCCCCAGGCGGCACUGUAUCAAAAACUAACAUCAAUGUGUAAAGGAUAUCACAACAUGGGCUCAGGAACACUUUGGAAAACCACUGUCAGUAAAUACAGUUUGUCGCUACAUCUGUAAGUGCAGGUUAAAACUCUACUAUGCAAAGCGCAAGCCAUUUAUCAACAACAUCCAGAAACGCCGCCGGCUUCUCUGGGCCCGAGCUCAUCUAAGAUGGACUGACGCAAAGUGGAAAAGUGUUCUGUGGUCUUACAAGUCCACAUUUCAAGUUGUUUUUUGGAAAUAGUGGUCCUCUGGGCCAAAGAGGAAAAGAACCAUCCGGACUGUUAUCGAUGCAAAGUUCAAAAGCCAGCCUCCGUGAUGGUAUGGGGGUGCAUUAGUGCCCAAGGCAUGGGUAACUUACACAUCCGAACAGUUUAAGAACAACGUUUCUCAAAGUACAAUUGCAAGAAAUUUAGGGAUUUCAACAUCUACGGUCCAUAAUAUCAUCUAAAGGUUUAGAGAAUCUGGAGAAAUCACUGCACGUAGGUGGCACGGCUGGAAACCAACAUUGAAUGCUCAUAACCUUCGAUCCCCCAGGCGGCACUGUAUCAAAAACUAACAUCAAUGUGUAAAGGAUAUCACAACAUGGGCUCAGGAACACUUUGGAAAACCACUGUCAGUAAAUACAGUUUGUCGCUACAUCUGUAAGUGCAGGUUAAAACUCUACUAUGCAAAGCGCAAGCCAUUUAUCAACAACAUCCAGAAACGCCGCCGGCUUCUCUGGGCCCGAGCUCAUCUAAGAUGGACUGACGCAAAGUGGAAAAGUGUUCUGUGGUCUUACAAGUCCACAUUUCAAGUUGUUUUUUGGAAAUAGUGGUCCUCUGGGCCAAAGAGGAAAAGAACCAUCCGGACUGUUAUCGAUGCAAAGUUCAAAAGCCAGCCUCCGUGAUGGUAUGGGGGUGCAUUAGUGCCCAAGGCAUGGGUAACUUACACAUCUGUGAAGGCAACAUUAAUGCUGAAAGGUACAUACUAGGGCCCAACUGAUAUGGAUUUUUUUGGGGCCGAUACCAAUUAGUAGGGAGGAAAAAAAUCUGAUUACCAUUUUUUUAUUAAGUUAUAAUAUCUAUCUAUCUAUCUAUCUAUCUAUCUAGCUAUCUAUCUAUCUAUCUAUCUAUCUAUCUAUCUAUCUGCACACACACUAUGGGCCACUAUGUGUGUGUGUCUGUAUGUUGGAGGAGCACAGCAGGCUCAUGAGAGCUGUCAGAGCGGACAGAAGCUGCUCCUAUAUGUUUAGCGUUUAACUGACUGAAUUUUGCAACUUUGUUCGUCGUUUUCGUCUCGUCCCGUCAACGUAAACGCACUUCCGUCUCGUCACAUUUUAGUCAUCUCCGACUUACGUUUAGCUCGUCAACGUUACGUCUUCGUCGUGGAAGAAAAGAGAAAUAUUUUCGUCAACGAAAACAACCAGUGUUGUUUUCGUCAAUGAAAAUAUUUCCCUUUUUUGACACUGACGUUGCCGAAAAUAUUUGACGAAAUAUGACGAAAACAACACUGGUAGGAAUGCUUCUAAAUUCUGCCGUGGGAAUGAAAUUUAGAAUGUGCGUAAGUACAAAAAAAGCUGUAUUUAUCAAACAUGCGGACACCGGUGUGAAAGCCUCGUUUUAUUUCGGCUUGUUGGUGAUAUGUGUAUGGGAACUGGAUGUAAAUUGAGGCCAGAGAAAUUAUUGCAUUCAACUCUGCUGGCAUGAUUCUGCUUAGUGUUGUCUGUGAAAUGCCGCAUAUGUCUCCAAUCUCACACUGAAAUGUUCUGGUGGACAAAAAUCCCAGGGUGGACAGGAUCUGGAAGUGCACUUUGGUGUGUUUUGUCUCUCGCUCCAACACGGGUAAUAAAUCACGGCGUAAACCCAUUAAAAUAUCUUGGGGAAGCGGUACCUGCUAAGAAGCCGCUCUGUGUUCUCACUGAACAGAUCAGCACAAUCUUUAAAAACAUGCUCCCUGCGGAGCAUACAGUUUUCCAAGUCCUCAAAUAACACAAAAUAAGCUGUGAUUCUUGUAUCAGUACUUGUAAGACUUCUUUGAGGUUGUCCUGUCACAGCUGAUUUUUAUAGCUUGUCACACCAAUCAUUCAAAAUGUCUGCUAAAUAACUAAUCAGUUGAAUUUUAUACACUGGGUAACGUGUGAAGUUUGAGAUUGCUGAACGCUGUGACUCCUUUAUUUGGUUCUAUUUGUAGUUUCACUGUUCCACCACUAGAUUUCGUGUGUAUGCAUGGUCAGAGUUGUGCUUAAAUGUACGCACAUUCCUAAGCACAAGUACAGGUUGAUAAAUUCUAUAUUUUGUGCGGGAAUGUUCAUACGCACUCAUUAAGCACAUAUCUGUGCAUACGCAUGGUUGAUAGAUGAGGGCCCUGGACGAAAGAGAGUUACUACAAAAGCAGAGGAUAAACAUAGCAUUGUUACCAGUAAGAGAGAUCGGCGAAAGACAGCAUUACAAAUACAAGAUGGCACACACUCCAAAAUGGCAGCAUGUGUGGUGUAUCUGUUCAGUCUCUGCUCAGUGUUUGUCUGUUUUUAACAUUUCUUUUUGGAUUUUAUAAUACUUAGAUAGUUUUUUUUUUUUCCCAUUUAGUACUUGAGCCAAGAACCAAAAUUUCACAUAUCGGUACCACCUGGGUGGGCAAAUUCUAGUUGUGAAUUUUUUAUUGCUAUACAUCCCUACAAUAAGUUUUUAUAUGAUAGACCUUGGUAACUGGUAGCUUUAUUGUAGUUAUCACUCAUUAAAGUAAUAGAGUGCAGCUGUUCAAAAACGAAAAAUCGCCUUCCUUCAAAAUGAGCUUUCUUUCAUUUUGACCUCUCAUUUAGGUGUGUUUGAACUAUUGGCUAGCCAUAGAGACUUGUAAUAACCCCCUAAGUAGUAUUUCAAGCAAUUUUUUUAAUACAGGUGUGUAUAUAUAAGCUUCAAUUAGCCAAUUGUCAGGUCUAAAUCAAGGUCUAAAUUAAGGAUAUUUUUUGACUUAGAAGUAGAAGUAAAGUAAAUGCAGACUAAUAGCAUUAUAAUAAAACAACCUUAAUAUGACACUGACAUAUUUUAAAUGCAGGCACUCAAUAUACAAUCAUCCUGGCUGGUGCAGGGCAAGAAGACAUUAGCAACAAAAUAAGAUCUACUGAUGUAUACACUCUAUACAAUCAUCUGAGAAAAACUCCAUUCCUCCACCAAGAACUUGAUGAGACUAGCUUUGUCGGCAGGGCUGCAGAGAAGUUUCCUCCACUGCUGAAUAUAGUGGCCAGAAACAAUGUUUCUGAACUGGAUCCCCAUGUCUGCACCUCUUUUUAGUCUUUCUGAAUUUUUGAUUGACAUGUUUUUAAAUUUAAACUUUAUUUCACUGAAAGCUGUUAAUUUACCAAAAGAUGUAAAGGUGGAUGAAGGUAGUGACAAUGGUUAAAAAAACAACCAGGGUUAAGUAACGACAUCCAGGGUAAUUAAUCAAACGGAAAAGUUCAUUCUUUGAGGUUAAACAACCAACUUAAUACAAGGCUAGGCGGAGAAAAACACCAAUACAAUAAAAAUGACAGGCUAAGGUAAUGAAGGAAACAGCAAAUGCACUGCAGGCUCCAGUGCCACCAUAGGCCUGCUCAGUCCAGCCACUACUGAACCACACCAUGAGUCACACAUUCUUCAACCAUUUCCACACAGGAGCGAUGACUGGAGGGAAUGUAAAGAGAGACCACAUUUACAUAUAGUACUUGAGCCAAGAACCAAAAUUUCACAUAUCGGUACCACCUGGGUGGGCAAAUUCUAGUUGUGAUUUUUUUAUUGCUAUACAUCCCUACAAUAAGUUUUUAUAUGAUAGACCUUGGUAACUGGUAGCUUUAUUGUAGUUAUCACUCAUUAUAAUCAUAAUACAGGUGUGUAUAGAUAAGCUUCAAUUAGCCAAUUGUCAGGUCUAAAUCAAGGUCUAAAUUAAGGAUAUUUUUUGACUUAGAAGUAGAAGUAAAGUAAAUGCAGACUAAUAGCAUUAUAAUAAAACAACCUUAAUAUGACACUGACAUAUUUUAAAUGCAGGCACUCAAUAUACAAUCAUCCUGGCUGGUGCAGGGCAAGAAGACAUUAGCAACAAAAUAAGAUCUACUGAUGUAUACACUCUAUACAAUCAUCUGAGAAAAACUCAAAUUCCUAUUUAAAGUCCUAUUCUUUCCAUAAGGAACAGUGACAGCAAAUAUGACUGUCAAGUUUUGGCUUAGUACAUAAUACUGUCACUGAGUCACAGUGGGUCUGUUAACAUAGCUCCUUUUGGUCAUCAUUUAUUAAUCAACAUCAGUAAUCGACAUCAGUAUCUGUAUCUUCUUCUACAUCUGAGUCUGCCGGGUGUGCAAGGGGCUCUUCCUCACUGUAUUGGUUGGCACAAGUUUGUAAUUUGCACAGGUUUGUGCACUUCAGCCCAUGGCUGAGACAGGUGCAGUCUGGUGGUUUGCAUGUCCUCACACACUUGCAGGAUAGCAACUGCAAGACUGCAUCUGGUGCUGGGGAACCACGCAUCCACUGUAUUUCCAGCUGCCCUUCAUCAUCUACGGUCCACCCAUGGUCCUUGGGGCUUGGUACAGAUGGCUUGGUAUGAAGAGACCGUCUCCAGAUAGCAGCCUGGUAGUUGGCACGAAUCGCAUGCAUUAAUAGGCAAUCCUGACAUGGUGUAAGCUGGCUGGACUCAACUUUAGCCAAGGUCCUGCAUGAAGAUGGUGAUAGUGAAAGGAUUGAUGUUGUCUUUGACGUUUACAAGGACAUGUCAAUCAAAAAUUCAGAAAGACUAAACAGAGGUGCAGACAUGGGGAUCCAGUUCAGAAACAUUGUUUCUGGCCACAAUAUUCAGCAGUGGAGGAAACUUCUCUGCAGCCCUGCCGACAAAGCCGGUCUUAUCAAGUUCUUGGUGGAUAACAGGUCAUGAAAAACUUGAUUUACAUUACUGUUCAGACUGUUACUGUAGGAUAUUCUCAAUGAAACAUGCACUGAUCAGAGCAGGUUUCCCAAAUUUUGGGGGAUAGGCAGUUGGCUGGUCUUUAUGAAAUCAAUCAUAUCCACCAAUAAUAUCUACCUCCAAAAGGGUCUGGAAGUCAGCCAGUGUAGCUUUUUGCUCUGACAGGCUGGCCCUCCAAGUUAUGUGUGCACACAUUUAUGCGUCAGCUGCACAGGUUAACAACAGCCACCUGGAGCAUGGUCAACCAAGAAUGUUUUCUGUUUGGCAGUAUUACACAGUAAGGGAAUAAGAACAAAGGUUUGCAAUAUCUGAUUCAUGUAAGGCCGAAAAAAGUCAAAAUAAGAUCAGAAGAUUGAAGGUGUAUGCUGUCAGUUGUGAACAAUCGGAAUCAGCAGGUCAGGCUUUCAUAAGAUCUGUGAUCAAAAUUGUGGUUGGUGCACCCCUAUUCUAAACAGGUUAUUAAAAAGUUUUUUUGAAUCACUGUUCAGGCUGUUACUGUUUCAAAUCAAAUCAAACUUUAUUUAUAUAGCACUUUUAAUGCAAAAAAAAAGAAAAAGAAAUGCAGCAUAAAGUGCGUUACAUGUUAAAAACAGUUUAGUUUAAAAAUUUAAUAGUUUAAAAAUAGGACAUUAGUUAAAAGCCAAAUUAAAUAGGUGGGUCUUGAGCCUGCUUUUAAAAAUAUGAAUAUUCUCUGCAGCCCUCAGGUCCUCCAGCAGGCUAUUCCACAGACAGGGUCAAGUCAAGUCAAGUUUAUUUGUAUAGCACAUUUCAGCAGCAGGGCAAUUCAAGGUGCUUUACUUGAAACAAGCAGGCAAAACAUUCAACACAAUUUGAAAAGUAAAAACAGCGUAAAAGACAUUUAACAAAUUAAAAGUUACAUUCAAAGCUAAAAUAAGGUUGGAGAUUAAAGAAGACAAAACUUAGAUUGGAGAGGGAGAAAAAAAAAGAUCAAGACAGGCAAAUGAUGAAGAUGUUGUUUAGAGGCCUCAGGUUUGAUUUAAUGAUAGGCCACGGCAAACAUAUGGGUUUUCAGCUGUGAUUUAAAAGAGCUGAGAGUUUCAGCAGACCUACAGUUUUCAGGGAGUUUGUUCCAGAUAUGAGGAGCAUAAAAACUAAAAGCUGCUUCUCCACGUUUAGUUCUGACUCUGGGGACAGAGAGCAGACCUGCUCCUGAUGAUCUGAGCGGUCUGGAUGGUUCGUAACGUACCAGCAGAUCAGAAAUGUAUUUUGGUCCUGAACCAUUCAGUGCUUUAUAAACCAGUAAUAGUAUCUUAAAAUCAAUUCUUUGACAGACGGGAAGCCAGUGUAAAGAUCUGAGAACUGGGGUGAUAUGAUCUACUUUCUUGGUCUUAGUGAGGACUCGAGCAGCAGCAUUCUGAAUCAGUUGGAGCUGUCUGAUGGAUUUUUUGGGGAGACCUGUGAAGACACUGUUACAGUAGUCGAGUCUGCUGAAGAUAAAUGCAUGGACAAGCUUUUCCAAAUCCUGCUGGUUCAUCAGUCCUUUAACCCUUGAUAUAUUCUUCAGGUGAUAGUAGGCUGACUUUGUAAUUGUCUUUAUGUGGCUGUUAAGAUUCAGGUCUGAGUCCAAAGAAAGAUGCCUCGCCGUAAGUCCAUGUUCUAGUUUUGGGGACUUAUAAAAGGCCAGUGCCAGAGGAUCUAAGGGUCCAUGAGAGUUCAUACUUUAAAAGCAAUUAUGAAAGAUAAGAAGGUCCAAGACCCCUACGACAUUUAAAAGCCAUUAAAAGAACCUUAAAAUCGAUCCUAAAGCACACAGGGAGUCAAUGCAGUGAUUUUAAAACCAGUGUAAUGUGUGCUGCUGAGUUUUGCAACAGUUGUAAACUUACGAUGUUUCUUUUGAAAGGCCAGAAAGAAGGGCAUUACAAUAGUCAAGACAACUGGAGAUAAAAGCAUGCAUUAGCAUCUCUGUGUUAGCCCAGGAGAGAAAGGGGCAGACUCUGGCUAUGUUCUUUCAAUUAUAAAAUCCUGUUUUUGUUAUGUUUUAAUAUGUAGAAUAAAAGUCAGCUCAGGGUCAAAGAUGACACCCAGAUUCUUUACCCUAAGUUUUCAGUUUUGAUAAGAGUUUCUCUCCCUGAGCCUUAGGAUCGAUAAUGAAAACCUCAGUUUUGUCCUGGUUGAGCUGUAGGAAGUUUUUUGCCAUCCAGAAUUUAAUGUUAAGGAUAUAGCUAAAAGGGCAUCAAUUGGCCCUGUGUCAUCAGGAGGCAUGGAUAUGUACAGCUGUGUAUCAUCAGCAUAGCUGUGAAAAGUGAUACCAUGCCUCCCGAUGACAUCUCCUUGUGGAAGCAUAUAUAGAUUAAAUAGUAUGGGGACUAAAAUUGAGCCUUGGGGUACAUCACAUUUAAUGUCACUGUAGGAUAUAUGCUUAUAUAUUAAUAACUUUAUCAGUCAUAGUCUGAAACAUUUAGUAUGAUAAAUAAAAGCUUUCCCUCAUGUUACUUAAGUUAAUUUAUUUCAUUUUGCUAUGGUCUUAAAAAGUUCUUGUGUUCUUGGUUUUAGGGCCCAGAGGAAGGUUAAGAAGGGGGAGGAAGAGAAUGAGGUGAAGAAGGAGAGGAAGGUCAUUGAAGAUAAAGACAGACACAAACCAUUUGGAAAAACGGCAUGGGUGCCCGUGGAUGACGUGUACGUGAGGAGGUUUUACCCAAGAACCAUCUACAGUGCGGCAGACGCCAUUGACCUGCUGAAGAAAUUCCAGAUUUUAGACUUCACACCCAAAAAUCAGCCGGUCUACAUCGACCUGAAACUAGACAUGAAGCUGGAGAAGAAGGUUUGAAAACACAAACUCUUACUCCUCGCACCAGCUACAAGAUCAGAGUUUCAUUUCUUUAAUUUUAAAAGGUUUAUUAAAGCUGAUAAAGGUUGAAGUUACAGAUUUAAACAGUAAGUAAUGUUUUAUUUCUGUUUUUUUUUUAUUUCUUUGUUUUAUUUCUUUGUUAUAUUUCUUUAUACUUGUAUUUCUUUAUUUUAUUCCUUUAUGUUUUAUUUUUUAGGUUUUUUUCUUUAUGUUUUAUUUGUUGUUUUAUUAUUUUUAUUUUUAUUUUUUUUUGUUAAAUUACCUUGUUUUGAUUUCUGUAGUUUUUUUUAAAUGUAUUUCUUUGUUUUAUUUCUUUAUUUUUUUUUUACUUUGUUAUAUUUCUUAAUUUUAUUUUUUGUUUUUUUCUUUUUUCAUUUAUGUCAUCCUUCAAUGUUUUUUCUUUGUUUAUGUUUAAUUUCUAUUUCUUUGUCUUUUUUUGUUUUAUUUCUUUACAUUUGUUUAUUUCAUCAAUAUUUGAGCUGAAAGAGGGACGGGGCUUGGGUUAGUCAACUGACUUAAGUAUAACCUUGUAUUAAAUAAUCAGACGUGAUUUAAUCAUAUAUCUAUCAUAUAAUUGUGUAUUUUUCUAGUUCUCAGCAUGGAAUACUCAUUCUAGCAAAAACAUAUUUCAGGUUAAUAUAGAAAAUAGGAUGCUACCAGCCUAUCUGAGAGAGGGUUUUGCUUGAGCUAUUGGUCAGGUUUCAAUUUCGGCCUUGUAGGUCAUUUCCUCCUCCUUUGUGGCCGUCCUGUUGCCUGCAGACAGACACAUUAAAACCUGAAAACUGUUCUGUAUAAAGACAAAUAUCUUAAAUAGUCUUAAUUUAUGAAAGUGAUUUAUUUUAAGAUUAAAAUCAUCAGUUUAAGUUAACGGCUUCCAAAAACUUCACAGACACAAAUUCUUGAAGCACACUUAAAAACUAAAGUAAUUAAUCAUGAAUAAAAAAUAAAUACACUUUACCUGUGAAAAUAAAAACUAUCCAAGAAUACAAAAAAAAUCUUUAAUUAAAAUGUUAUUUUUCAUGUUAUUGUGACAGAUGUUUAUGUUAAUUUGAUAUUCUUGUCUCAGAGACGAGUGGAACCAUUCGUCCGCACCAUUCAUCUUCCUCACCCGCUCAGGAAGAAAAUGAACUCUGUCCUCGUCUUCACUGAGGUAAAAUAGAAAUUUACUUUUAAUUGGGGCUGCAACAAUUAGUUGACCUUAUCUAUUAUGUUCACAACAAAAAAAUCAUUAGUUGCAGUCCUAUUUUUAAUAAUUUCAGUUAAAAUUCAGUGUGAAAUAUUGUUAUUUAAGGUGUAUUAUUUUGAACUAAGAUGAUUAUUUCGUAAUUGAACUGUUGAACUGUUCUCUAGUGACUGAAGGAAAAUGUAUACUUGUCUGAAAGUGUGUAUGUGUGUGUGUGUGUGUGUGUGUGUGUGUGUGUGUGUGUGUGUGUGUGUGUGUGUGUGUGUGUGUGUGUGUGUGUGUGUGUUUUCAGGAUCCUAAUCAGGUGCAAGUGUCACUCAAUCAUGGGGCGAUGUUGGCUGGAGGGGCAGAGCUUAUUCAGCCAGUAAGUUUAUUAAUUACCAAUCAGAGGUCAGUAGUGUAAUCAACAAACCAGUCCAAUGAGUUUAUGUUUAAGAAUGUAAAUCUCAUUCAGUAACUUUAAAUUUUCAGCAUUUUUGCUUUGUGACACUACCCAAAGAUUAUUUAUCAAUAGCUUAAUUAUUCAAUAAAAGUCAGAUUUGAACUAGGGCUGAACGAUUUUGGAAAAUAAUCUAAUUGCGAUUUUUUUCCCCUCAAUAUUCCGAUUGUGAUUUAAUAUGUAUUUUUUUCAAGGUCCUCUUCAAGUGUAUUUUUCAACAAACACAAACAAUAAAUCAAUCUGCAUUAUAGUGAGCAAUAUUAGAUUUAUCAUGAAUAAAUUGUUCUUUCUGGCAAUUAUCAUUUCUUUGGAUCCCCAUCUUGUUGGCCAUUCAGUGAUGACGAGCUCCCAGUCAGAAAAUCGUAUUUUAGCUUAUCAUGAUGUAAUUGGAAAUGCAAAAAAUCGUUCAGCCCAAAUCUGAACUAUCAUGUUUGAUGUGUUUAAGGUUUUUUAAUAUUCUUUUAGAUCUUAGACCAUGAGAUUUCUGCAGAUUUUUACGUGGCUGUUCCAGAAAUUCUGCAGAAACUUCUCCCACUGAAAAACAUACUAAGGAAGAAGUUUCCAAAAAGUAAAAGAGGUAAAACUUAAUUAUUUUCUAUUUGUCUUUUUUCUUAAUUUGGUAAAACUUUUUUUUUUUUUUAUCACUGAUCACUGAACCAGUUAGACUGCUAGACUGCUAAAACGGUAUUGCAAAAUUUCUACCGGUAGACACUUUUAUACCGUCACACAGUAUAUACUGUCAUACCGCCCAACACUCGUGCCACAGAUGCAGUGUUUCAUCCAUGGACCCAGAGUGUUUGAAGCGCUGUACGUGCGUGCCACUAGAUAUGCAUGUCUGAGAGUAGGCUGCAUGUGUCAGGAAAUGUUUGUGUUGUCCUACGUGUGUGCAUGGGUGCGAAUCUAUAUCUGUUAAUAACCUGACUGGCCAUAAGUGGAGUAUUUACAGUCGAAAAUGUGACGUCCAAGUUCUGCAGUGUGGGACUAAGAGAGGGGAACAUUUGGACAAUUUCAACUUCUUAGCAAGUGGAUGGACAUGCAUGAGGGUGCACUGGUCCUUCCGAUCAAUAGAUGUGAAUAUGUUGUAUUUCAAAUAUGUAGGAAAUUUAUAUAUGCACCUAAUCAGUGUAAUCGGGUUAUAUUUUGCUUAGUGGUGGAGAGCACUUGUAAAUGAUUCCUUCCUUACACAUAUUCUCUGAUUUUAUAUGCCUUUAUGCAAAAUCAACUGACCAUGAACAAAGGCAGUCACCCGAUAUGAAUUGGUAGAAGAUGUGGCUUAAGAAAAGGGUAAAAAUGCUGUGUUUUUCCUGCUCCGAUAGACCCAGCUGUUUAGAACAGACGCUUUCGCAAUGAAUCCAAGUCUAAUGACAUGGUGCACAAUAACUGGCAUAAAAAGGUGUUACAUUUAAUUUUUUCUUUAUUAAUAUAUUUUUAAGUGGUCAGGACUGAAGUUGUUGAAGAGAUUUGAGUCAGUGAAAGUGAAAAUUUUUUUGAAAAAUGUUUUUUUUUUACUAGCACUUCACUGCAUGUCUGAUUUGGGGACAAACAAGGCUGGAUGGAGCUGAAAUAUGGAAAUUGGCACUACAAAAAAUAUGUAGGUCAUCAAAAUCAAUUUUACUACUCAUUGUUGACAUAGCCCAAACUGUUUAAAAAAAGGUAUUUUUUUCUUUAAUCUAGAUCAUUUUAUAUGGGAAAUAGUGUUUUUGUGUUUUUUAACCAUAACAAAACAACAGUGACAUGGUCCACAAGAACUGGCAUAUGAAGGGUGUAACACAGAUUUUUUUAAGUGGUCAGGGCUGAAGUUGUCUUAGUGAUUUGAGUCAGAGAAAGUUAAAAAAAAUACAAAAAAUAUUAUUUUAUCAACACUCAUCUGCAUGUCCAUUCUGGGGACAAAGUAGGCUGGAUGGAGCUUAAAAUUACAAGGAGCUGAGGUGUAUCUGUGUAUCUAUGAUCUGUAUUAGUUUGAAUGUGGGCAGAGCCUCUCUGCCCAAACCACCCAGCUGUCUGGCAGAGAAUCCCUGUGAUUAACUAAAUUACUGGCCAGUCCUUGUGAUUGGCUGCUGGUCAGUCCUCACUGUGAUUGGCCUAACUACUGGCCAGUUCACCAUGUGAUUGGCUGCUGAUUGGUGAUUCCUAGUCUGUCCUUGAAGCUCAACUUCUUGGGAUGUUCUCCUCAGAUAUUUGAGUCCUCUCUUACAGGGAGAUCUUCGGUUCAGGAUCCAGCUUGGAUAAAUGAACUUGUGCGCUCUAGGUCUUCCUAAAUCUGGGUGUUAUGAUUGAUGACCCACUAACCUUUAGGGUCCAUUUGGCCUUGAUUGCUCAGACCUUUCCUGACAGACCACAGCUUCUGGUACAGACUCUGGGAAUAUCACUCAUUGAUUUCUGCAACUCCUUACUGGCAGGCCUCCCUUUGUGCACCUCCCUCCACUCCCUCCAGCCCGUUACACUCAUCAUUGUCGUUAAGUAUACUGAUAAGAAGAAAAAGAACUUUAUUGAUCCCGAAGGGAAUUCAAUUGUCUGUAGUCUCAUGUGUCAGGUCUCAAGUCAUCUACUAUUUCCAGAGGUAUUAUAAAGUCUGAUGGCAGUGGGUACAGAAGAUCUUCUGAAUCUUUCUGUCUUGCAGCGAAGAGAGAGGAGCCGUCAUCCACCACCACUGGCCCUUUGGUCCAUUAAGGUGUUAAGAAGUGGGUGAUCCAUGUUAGAAUAGCCUCCACCUUCCUUAGUGUACAUCUCUCCACCACAUCCUCCAGUGAGUCCCACUUUAUUCCAACCCAUAGACUGUAUACACUAUGGACAACUUGGUUCCGCCUCCCGCCUGUAUAUCGGUAUUUCCGCUAUUUUUCUUCAUUUUCUGAAACCAGCGUUGCGCAGUAGCGUUGUGGGAGAGUCGCAGAGAGUUGCUGUGAUGAUGCUCGGCUCAAACAGUGUAUUCCCUGGGCGAGCUACGCAACCCCUGAACGCCAAUUGGUUGUAUCAGGUGUCAAUCAAAGAAAACUUGAACCCCCUGAUAACUUUUAAAAACGGAGCUUCACAGAAAAAAGAGGACUUGAGCCCAAACCAGUCUUACAGUAACUACAUGUCAACACCGCAAGCAGGGGGGAGAAAAAUAUAUGUUCUGUGUAAUAAAAUUAUAAAAUUCUUCCACAGCUCCAUAAACUUUGCUGGCGAAGGCGGUAUUUAUGACCUAUACUGCAGCCCGUCAACAGAGGGUGCUGUUCUUGGAGUGGCUUCACCCAGCAAGGAGGCAGACUCUGUCCAUUCUAAAUACAGUCCAUGUUCCAACUGCAGAGCCAGCUUUUUUAAUCAGUUUGUUAAGACGCCUUGCAUCUUUGUGUUUGAUACUGCCUCCCCAGCAGACUGCAGCACAGAACAGAACACUUGGCACCACAGACUGAUAAAACAUCUGCAACAUCUUACUACAGAUGUCUUUUCAUUGUUGUCUUCUCAGGCAAAAGAAGCGGCUCUGCCCCUUUUUGUAAAUGAAGUCUACAUUCUAAGACCAGUCCAACUUAUUAUCAAAGUGCACACCUAGAUAUUUAUACAAUGACAACACUUCAAUGUCCACGCCACUGGUGUUCACUGGCUGAAGAGGGGGUUUGGAUCUGCAGUAAUCUAUGAUCAUUUCUUUUGUCUUUGAGGUGUUGAGUAGAGGCAGCUUUUGUGACCCCAGUUACUGAAAGCUCUUAUCAGAUCCUUGUAUUCAACCUCUUGUCUAAUUCUAAUACUUGCCAUGAUAGCAAUGUCACUGGCAGGACUCAGUGCUGUGUUUAAAGUCUGAUGUAUACAGUGUGAACAGGAAUGGUGCCAGGACUGUCCCUUGUGGAGCCCCUGUACUGCUCAUUAAUGUCCCAGAAACACAGUUCCCAGCCUGACAAACUGUGGCCUUCCUGUCAGAUAGUCUGUGAUCCAGGAUCCACUCCCAUCUCUGUAAGCUUGUCUUUGAGUAUGGUAGGUUGGAUGGGCACGGUGAAGCAUGUAGAGGACAGCAUCAUCCACUUCAAUGUGUUCUUUGUAUGAAAAACGCAGGAAAUCCAGUUUGUCUUUGACCUCAGACCUCAGAAGGCAUAGAAUCAGCCACCAGGGUUUUCAUGAUGUGUGAAGUUAGGGCCACUGGUCUGUAGUCAUUUAGUACAGCAGGACAUUUUGUUUUUGGUACUGGUACAAUGCAGGAUGUUUUCCACAGAGCAAGUACCUGCCCAAGCUGUAGACUCAGGUUGAAGAUCCUGUGGAGAGGUUGAUACAGUUCUGCAGCACAGUGUUUAAAGGUGAGGUUAGCAGGAAUCCUCUAAAGAAGCAUCUUUUUUGUGGUGUAUAUACAAAAAAGCUUUUAAUAUCAGUCAAUAGCUAUUAGUUAUUCAUGACAUUUGGUAAUAUCCCGAUAUCGCUGUGUUCUCUUAUGCCUUUGUAGUCAACAUUUAAAAUUUUUUGAGCGGCCUGCUCUUUCUGACUGUAAACAAAGCCAUUCUCCACCUCCCCGACCUGAUUGGUUAAGAAGCAGAUGCUGCUCCUUGGUGCUGAUUGCUUGUGAGGCAGGCGCUGCUCCCUAUUGUUGUGAGGCACGCUCCAUGUCCUUGAAUAACGUGCACAAGCCCUAACAAAGUUAGUGUGCUACAAUAUUGGACAGUCGAAACCAACCAGAAAGUACAGAAAAUUGUCUGAAUCCUCCUUCGGCCACAACUGCCAACACAAGAAAGAAAACGAAGUAAAUGCAGGAGACUCUGGUGGAACAAUGGGCGCUCAAAAAUGAGGUAGACUGGACAAGAGCUAAAAAGCCGGGUCAACAUCAAUGAAGCAUAAACAAUAGACGAUGCUUCGGGAUCUUAAGGACCCUAUAACCUUUCUGCUGGUCAGGUAAACAGCUUUAAGAAAAGUAAGCCAAUUGUCUGUAGCAGAAGUGUUUCUUGUCAGAAGGACCUGCUGCGUGUUGUUGCGCCGCUAAACUGUUUACCUCGGGUCCUGGAGUAUGUCACUUUAUCCUAGUUAUAGCAGUCCUGCAAACAUUGUGUUCGCUGGUAGUCUGUUGGCAUCUAAAGUAGCACCAAUGCUUUUUACUCUCACGUUGGCUGGGCCCCAUUUGUAAUUACCUGGAGUAUUUAUCUGCAUUAUAUCUAAAUUUAAUUUGAAUGAUAUGAGCGAGCACAAGCGUCUGUUUGUGGGCAGGACUUGCUGGAGCAGAGAGGGAGGGAAGAGGAGGAGCUAAAGGGAAAACUGGUUGGGAGGGGUAGUGUUUACAUUCAAGAUUUCUCCCAAAAACUGGCACUUCCUCAGAUCCUGCCUUCCCCACCUUUAAGCAGCCUUGGACUCACACCAUCUGGACCAGCUGCCUUCUCAGAGCGAAGUCUUCAAAGCUCCAACCUCACCCCUGUUUUCUGUGACAGACAAGGAGUGAUGUUUUAGGGGGGAGGUGGUUGAAACAUAUGAAUGAGAUGGAAGAGUAAGGGGAGAAGUUGUGGUGGAGAUUUGUUGCAGAGAGGAAGGUGGAGUAGCUGUGGAAGUCUGUAUAUCAGCAGUGUCAAAUCUGUUGAAGAAAAGGUUGAGUUCAUCGGCUCUUUCCACAUUACCCACUUUUGGCUUUCUUUCCUUUUUAUUGCUUUGCCCAGAGAUGGCACUGAUUCCUCUCCAAACCUCAUGGAUGUUGCUAUGUUGUAGAUUCCUCUCUAUCCCUUUUUGUAUUUUUGUGUUCCAGCAUUGCCAUCUUCAGUCUCCUCCUCAACUCCUGUUGCACUUGUCUGAGUCGUUCUUUGUCACCGUCUCUAAAGGCUGUCUUUUUCUGGUAAAGGAUUGCUUUUAUGUCUCUUGUGAUCCAGGGUUUGUUGUUGGGGAAACAGUGAAUAGCCUUUGUAGGUAAAACUGUGUCCUUACAGAAGUUGAUGUAUUCAGUAAAGCGAUCAACUUGUCUGUCAGUGUUCAUACUAUUCACAUCUGUUUCCAGCAGCACAUUCCAGUCUGUUGAUUUAAAACAGUCCCUCAGAGCUUCACGAGCUUGAGGUGUCCAUCUUCUGAUGUUGACUUAAGUCACAGGCUGCCUUUGUACACAAGGUCUGUAAAAGGUCUGCAGAAAGACCAAGUUAUGAUCUGACUUGCCUAGUGGUGGUAAGGCAGUGGCUCUGUAGGCUUCUUUGACGUUGGCAUACAGCAGAUCCAGGGUUUGGUUCUCUGUGGUAGGACAGUUCACAAACUGUGUGAAUCCAGUCAGGUGAGAGGAGAGGGUGACAUGGUUUAAGUCUCCUGAUAUUAUUAUUAGUGCCUCUGGGUGUUGAAUCUGUAGCCUGGCAACACUAUUAUGCAAAAGAUCGCAUGGAAUUUCUUCAGUUGACUUGGGUGGGACGUAUACAAGUAUUGUUAUGAUAUGACUGAAUUCUUUUGAAACGUAACAUGGCUAAAGAUCAACUGCCAACAGUUCAAUAUCUGGACAACACAACUUCUCCUUGACAGUUAAGUGUGAAAGGUUACACCAUCUCUGGUUAACAAAUAAAGCCAGACCUCCUUUCUUCUUGCCACUAGCGUGUGCAUCUCUGUCUGACCUUAUGAGAGUGAAGCCAGGUACAUUCACACUGGAGUCAGAGUUGUUUUGAUUCAACCAGGUUUCAGUAAAACACAGGAGACUGAACUCACGGUAUGCUUUGUCAGUCUUCACCUAUAUCUCCAGCUCAUUGCUUUUCUUGGGCAGAGUUGACCUUUCCCAUAAUGAUUGAUGGAGAAAGGGUUUAUAUCUCCACCUCCUAGCUCCAACUUUGAACUCUGGAUAAACAAUAACUAAUAAGACUGACAAAAAUAUAACAUGAAUAAUGAAAUAAAUAAAUGUAAUCAUUGUUCAGAGCUGAUUAGCUGUUCCUUGAUUUUCAGGUUCAGUCAGUGUGAACAUCCCCAAAAUGCUUGAUUUAUUUAGAAUGGGUCAUGAGUACCUGGUGGAGAAUGAGUGCUACGUUAGGACGCAGAUUGCCACAGUGGGUAUUACACAGACACACAUUGAUUAUUAUUAAAAAAAUCAGUCAAUUAUAAUAGAUUAAUUCUGUAAAAUAGUUUGAGUUUAAUUUGAAGUUUUUUCCUCUGACAGCUCGACAUGAACAAACUUCAAAUCUACGAAAACCUGAAAACCAUCCUGACAGAUGUCUGCUCACACCGACCCACUGACAAAGGUACAUUUAACCACAGCUGCCUUCAUCAACAUCUUCAUCAUCAACUUUGUUAUCGUCAUUUAAGUAGUUCUGGUUAUUCUAGUGUUUAAAUAAAAACUAAAAUUUUUUUAUUUUAAUCAUAAUGCUAUCAUGAGAAAUUUAAGUGUUAUUGUCACUGAUCAUCUAAAACUGACCAAAAUCUUCAUUAUCCUAAUUUUCACUUAUUUACUAAAACUACCCAAUAUCACCCAGAGUUAACCAGUUUAUGAGUUAAUGAAUAAUCACAUUUUUUCCUCUUCUCUUCUCCUCCCCCUUUUUCUUUCCUCUUUCUUUCUCUUCUAUUCUCCUCCUUUCCUCCUCUUCUUCUCCCCACUUUUCAUCCCUCUUUCAUUCUCUCCUCCUCAUUAUCUCUUCUCCCCCUCGCCUUUCCUCCUCCUCUCUUUCCUUCUCUUUUUCUCCUUCUUCUCUCCUCUCCUCCUUUCCUCCUCCUCUCCUCCUUUCCAUUUCCUCCUUGCCUCCUCUCCUCUCCUCCUUUUCUCCUCCUCUCUCUCCCUCUCCUCUUCUUUCCUCUCCCUGCUCCUUCCCUCCUCCCCUAUUUCCUUCCCUCUUUUCUUUUCUUCUCCCCUCCUCCUUCUUUUCUUCUCCUUUUCAGGUCCGUUCAUCCAGCGAGCAAUCAUAGCGAGUCACACUAGUGAGGCUCUUUGGUUUCAAAGUGGCAGUGUUUUAUCGAAACCAGAUGAGGGGAUGGACUGACAGCAUUCAUAAAGAAACUGAUUUAUGUAUUUACUGUAUUAAAUCAAACUGUAGUUUUUAUGGUUUAAUUACUAUUUAUACAGUAUUUAUGGUAGUACUGUAUUUAUGGUAUAAACUGUAUUUUUAGUAUAAACUGCAGAAAUACAGUCACUAUAAAUAUGUAAAAGCUGUGGAAAUAAACUGUGUAGAAUUAAAUUUUUUUCCCUUAUUGAAUCUGACAUUGAAGAAAGAUGUUUUAGAUGAUGGAUACAUUUAAAAGUUUGAUGCUUUUGAACUUUACUAACAUGAUUUCAAACUGUA
This is a messenger RNA of Xyrichtys novacula (pearly razorfish), 24380 nucleotides long. Lineage: Eukaryota; Metazoa; Chordata; Actinopteri; Labriformes; Labridae. The record is from the annotation of a GenBank genome assembly.